UUGUAGGGACAGUGGCGAAAUAUUGAUCCACCUCAGACUCAUAUGCCUGUGGGUAGAGUAGUCAGUUGAAGCGCGUGAAGGAAUCUGAUGCAGCUAUAAAAGGAGGGAAGUUCAGUUGUGUUUCUCCUUUUGGCCGGUCCGCAUUAUUCAUCUCUCUUGUGCCAGAGGCCGAGUCUUUCGGCGUUUCUCACUUUCCUUUGUCGAUUCCACCGCUUCUCUUUUGCGAACUUAAGCUUACGGUAACGUGCGAUACCAUCAAAGGUGGUUGUUGUCUUUGAACGUGUUCGUUGAACGCGAAUUCGUUAGAGUACUGUUUCCCUUCCCCAAAUUCGCUACGCGAGUGAGAGUUUCGAUUUAGAGAUUAAUUUUUGAGCUACGAUCCCGCACCGCAUUGCGAUACAUGGGCGCUUCAGAAUCUACUCUCUCAAGCGGACAGACGCCUGAUGACAGAAUCACCACCAUAACGGAGCGAUCGGAAGCUUCUGACCCUAUUUUGGAGCGCCUUAAAUCUCUCAAAAUUACACCUCCGAUAUUGACCUCUCCCCCAACAGAGGGUACUUUAACUGAUAUUUUGGUGAGGAAGCCUUCAUCGUCUUCGUUUUCAGGUACAGUGAAUCCCAAGGUUCUAUUGGAGCUCUUCUCAAUGUACCGUGAUUGGCAGGAGAAAAAGGCCCAAGAGAUAACCAAAAGACAGGUAUUCUUAAUACAAGAAUAGUCUAUUGAAUUUGUUGGAAGUCUCAUAUCGACUAGAGAUUAGACUAAUUUACAGUAAUAAGUGGAUGUAAACCUCAUCUUAUAAGUUGAUUUUGUGGAGUUGAGUUAGACUUAAAAUUCACUUCUUAACAU
Vigna umbellata (rice bean) is the source of this 846-nucleotide messenger RNA. The record is from RefSeq and is a predicted model, not a curated record. Lineage: Eukaryota; Viridiplantae; Streptophyta; Magnoliopsida; Fabales; Fabaceae.